AUGACAUUAUCAAGUAACUUUGGUGAUAGCACGCAAUCAAGUUGCGAUUUUGACGAAACUUCUAACUGGAACACACUCUACUGUUCACAUCUUUGGUCAAAUAGUAAUCUAAGACAAGCUAUUAUAAAUGCACCUUUUAAGGAUAAUAGACUUACAAAAUAUUGUUAUACUUGUAGAGGCAAGAUAAGAAGUUACGGUAUUACACCCCCUAAAAAUAUUUUCUUACCGAACGAUUAUUCUACACCAAAAUCAAAUUCACAACAAACAAAGUCUGAAAUUCUGACAAGCAAUAGCUACUUAGAACAAUCUAAUAAUUUAGGUGAUUACUCUAACAAAGAGGUCUUAACUAAUGAUUUAUGCAUAAACAACGAUGAGUUCACACAGCAUAUUCCGACUAUAUCCAGACAUAUCGAUACCAGUUUCCGUUACAAAUAUACAAGUCCUCAACAUUACACGUGUACAAAUUUAAAUCAAAGAAGACUGAGAAAGAGCCUAAAAGGUAUUGGAUGUGUUGUUAACUGGUCAUUAAUUGAAGGUUCAAAAAAAAGGCGGACUCAAAUUCAAGCCUGCUCAAUUAGUGUGAUGAUUAUAGCAAUAAUAAUAAUAAGUUUGGUGUUAGUGAACUUUACUACCCUUAAUUUUAAUCAAGUAAGGAAUGAUACCAGUACAAUUACAGUGCCAACAGAGAGUAUAGUUACUAAUGAAACUUCGUCAGCAGUCAUAAAUUUUUAUACAAAUCUGCUGACACCCAACAACACGGAAUAUGUCAAAGAGAAUCACACGACUAUAAUACCUUUAUUGUCAACUACGACAAAUAAUUCUCCAAUACAUAAUAUUAUUUUAAAAAUACGAAAAAAUAUUAAAACAUAUCCUAAGGACGACCACAAGAAACUAGGAAAAAAUAAUCUUAGUCAGAUUGUAAUGGAAAACACAACAAAUAAAUUUUGUUCGUGCCAAACAGAUGAAAUUUGUAUGUUAGACGAGAUUAGUGGAACGUCGAUUUGCAAACAGGCUAUCGACGUAGAUGAUCCUACAGGUUGUGGUGGGCUAUGUGCAAUGGAAACAGAAGCUUGCCAACUCGUCGAUAAAAGUCGUGGAGUACGCGUCUGUCGAUUGCUAACUCAAGUAUCAUGUUCAUCUCAUGAUUGGCGUUGUCGAAAUGGUUUUUGCGUACCCUCCGAAGCACGUUGCGAUGGAUUUAUACAAUGCUAUGAUCGUUCUGACGAAAUGCAUUGUGAAUGUGAUUUAACAAAACAAUUCCGGUGUGGAAAUUCUAUAUCAUGUUUCCCGAAAAAAAAUUUGUGUGAUGGAGUUAUUGAUUGUUGGGACGGUUACGAUGAACUCAAUUGCACCAUGGAGUGUCCGGAAGAUCAAUUUACGUGUACAGACGGGCAGUGUAUAAUGUCUUCGAGAUUUUGUGACGGAUUAGCAGACUGUGCUGAUGGAAGUGACGAGCCUCAGGGUUGCGAUAUCGCAUGUAGGACCCAUGAAAUGCAAUGUAAGAACCGACGCUGUGUAACACUUGGAGCUAAGUGCGAUGGACGCGAUGAUUGUGGUGAUUUUAGUGACGAAACACAUUGCUCUUGAUACUUUUUCUUUCAAAGAAAUUAAUCAUAUUUAUUAAAUUUUUAUAUUUAAAUAAAAAGCAAUAAAGAUAAGUUUUGAUAA
Molecule: messenger RNA, 1668 nt
Organism: Melitaea cinxia (Glanville fritillary)
Lineage: Eukaryota; Metazoa; Arthropoda; Insecta; Lepidoptera; Nymphalidae
Exons: 4
Coding region: 1-1587 (528 amino acids)
Molecular function (GO): protein binding
Source: RefSeq, a predicted model, not a curated record